AUGUCUUAUGAAUUACGUGAUCAGAUUUCCAAGUAUAUAGGAUUCAGCCCUGAAGAAAUCCGCCCCCCAAUUACGGAUGAAGAUAAACAGCUUUUUCGGGAAUUAAUAGCAGAUCAAGAGGAGAUGAUAGAUAUUGUGAUGGAUGAGUAUCGAUUUUUACUUCAUCAUGGACAUAACUACAAGGGUGGAAAAUUAAUACAUAUAAUAAAGGUUUUGGCUCACAUCGAAAAAAGAUUCAAAGACCUUCCACUUGCACCAGUUGUUAUAGUUGAUUAG
This is a messenger RNA of Entrophospora candida, 276 nucleotides long. The record is from the annotation of a GenBank genome assembly. NCBI's taxonomy places the organism in Eukaryota, Fungi, Glomeromycota, Glomeromycetes, Entrophosporales, Entrophosporaceae.